Molecule: messenger RNA, 1141 nt
Organism: Lottia gigantea (owl limpet)
Lineage: Eukaryota; Metazoa; Mollusca; Gastropoda; Lottiidae
Exons: 9
Coding region: 1-1098 (365 amino acids)
Biological process (GO): mitochondrial translation
Cellular component (GO): mitochondrial small ribosomal subunit
Molecular function (GO): structural constituent of ribosome
Source: RefSeq, a predicted model, not a curated record
AUGUCCAACUCUAAGAGUUUGAUUCCGCUAUGCAAUGCAGUACAUCAAAGAAUAUUGAGUGUUCGCUCUUUAGUAAUUCCGAGAAAGAUAAGAACAUACACAGAAUCGGAAGAAAUAGAAAAGAAAAAACCAGUAGGAGAGUUUCGUGUUUUUGAAAUUGACGGUGUGGUUCCAAGAAGAGAUGGAGAUCGACCCAAGAGGACCAUCAGAGAAAAAGAGAUACCACCACCAAGAUAUAAAUCAAUGCCUAUAGAUCAAGAUUGGACUAGAGUAUGGCCGACAGCUGCUUCCUUUAAUUAUUCUAAAAUACCAUUUCCAGUUCGGCAAGGCUACGUACAUAAAAAUGAAAACAGUGUGUCGAUACCAGAAAGAUAUGCUAAUAUUGAAUUACGCAAAAUACCCAACUUUCUUCAUCUUACUCCAGCUCAUGUCAAAAAACAUUGUCAAGCCAUUAAAAAAUUCUGUACUCCCUGGCCUAAAGUUUUAAAUACAGAUGAGAAAUGUCACAAAUUAUUUCCGAUCACAGUGAAAACACGAGAAUAUUGUUUCUCUGGGUCCACAUUAUCUGAUGAACGUGCUCGAAUUGUUACAUUACAGGUGAAAUUGAGCGCAUUAAAGUUGGACUACCAUGGAGAAGAUAAGAUUAAAAGGUUAUUAGGAGAAAGAUACAACCCUGUUGAUGAUAUUAUAACUCUUACCACAAACAGAUGUCCCCUGAAGAAACAGAACUAUGACUAUGCUAUGUAUUUACUAACGGCCUGUUAUUAUGAAGCUAAUAAAACAGAACCGUGGGAGUUAGAAAAGGCUGAUGAAGAUUUAGAUAAAUAUUACUGGGAUAGAAGUCAAUCUAAACACAAUAUUGUACAAUUACUUCAUAAAGUUCACUUGACAGAUCAGGGAAAGAAUAUCCUUGAUGAUGUGGAAUCUACCAACCCUGAUGAAGAAUUCACAGAGGAAUGUCUAAAAACAUCAGAUGUAGCAGCUUACUCUGAGGCUGUGACAGACUUACAUAACGAGGGGGAAAAUAUUAUAACAAUUAACAAUUAUAAAAACAGUGUAUUAAAUAUAUUAAAUAUUAGAACUGAUAGUAAACAGUGAUUAUGGAUUAUAGUGUUACGAUAAAUAAAUUCAUUCAUUCAAU